CGCCCCGGGAGUUGGAGUCCGAUCUUGUCCCUCGGCCUCGCUGCUAGGUCCCCUCGCGCCAGGCGGCCGCUCGCCCCUCGGGACGGCCACCCACGAGCACUCGGGCAGGAGGACGCCGAGGAGGGUGUUGCGUGCCGGGGCAGCGCCUCCCAAAGAUGCGGGAUGGCAGCCCAGUCGCCGUCCAGCCUCUCCUACCGCACCACGGGCUCCACCUGCCUGCACCCGCUCAGCCAGCUCCUGGGCAUCCCGCUGGACCAGGUGAAUUUUGUGGCAUGCCAACUCGUUGCUUUGUUUGCUGCUUUCUGGUUUCGCACCUACUUAAGUCCCGGUAAAACCAGUCCCUUGGCCCGGCACACGUUUGCCACCAUUUUUGGCAUCUACUUUGUCAUCUUUUGUUUUGGCUGGUACUCUGCACAUCUGUUUGUGCUGGUGUUAAUGUGCUAUGGGAUCAUGGUCACUGCAAGUGUAUCCAAUAUUCACAGAUACUCUUUUUUUGUAGCAAUGGGAUACUUGACGAUAUGCCACAUCAGCAGAAUAUACAUCUUCCACUAUGGAAUCCUCACGACGGAUUUUUCUGGGCCUCUGAUGAUUGUCACUCAGAAGAUCACAACCUUGGCAUUCCAAGUUCACGACGGACUAGGUCGAAGAGCUGAAGACCUGUCUGCUGAACAGCAUCGACUUGCUGUAAAAGUAAAACCCUCUUUUUUGGAAUACUUAAGCUACCUUCUCAACUUCAUGAGCGUCAUAGCUGGACCUUGUAACAAUUUCAAGGACUAUGUAGCCUUCAUUGAGGGGAGACAUAUACACAUGAAGCUGCUGGAAGUGAACUGGAAGGAAAAGGGUUUCCACACCCUGCCAGAACCAUCUCCCACAGGAGCGGUGAUACACAAGCUGUGCGUGACCCUGGUAUCUCUCCUCUUGUUUUUGACGCUCACGAAGACCUUCCCCGUCACCUGCCUGGUUGAUGACUGGUUUGUUCACAGGGCAGACUUUCUGACCCGACUGGGCUACUUAUAUGUCGUCAUGCAAGCCUCCAAGCCGAAGUAUUACUUGGCCUGGACGUUAGCUGAUGCCGUGAAUAACGCAGCUGGCUUUGGGUUCAGCGGAGUGGAUCAGAAUGGAAAUUUCUGUUGGGAUCUGCUUUCUAACCUAAACAUCUGGAAAAUUGAGACUGCUACAAGUUUCAAAAUGUACCUAGGAAACUGGAAUAUUCAGACAGCUACUUGGCUAAAGCGAGUGUGCUACGAGCGGGUGCCCUGGUACCCCACAGUGCUCACCUUCAUCCUGUCUGCCCUGUGGCAUGGUGUCUACCCUGGGUACUAUUUCACCUUCUUAACUGGAAUCCUCGUCACCGUAGCAGCCAGAACGGUGAGGAACAACUGUAGACACUAUUUCCUGUCUUCAAAAGCCCUCAAGGCCGUGUACGACGCAGUCACGUGGGCUGUCACUCAGCUGGCCGUCUCCUACACCGUGGCGCCCUUCCUCCUGUUGGCGGUGGAGCCAGCUGUCAGUUUGUACAAGUCCAUGUACUUUUAUUUACACAUCAUAUGUCUCCUGAUAAUACUAUUUCUGCCCAUCAGACCACAUACUCAUAUUCAAAGGCAGCCUCAGAACUCGGUCAAUAAGAAGAAAACAGAUUGAUAUCUCCAGGAAGAGCUGGAUAUGGAAAACUGCAAAAUAUUGGAAAGAUGAGAUGAAAAGGCUCAAGGGUUCUUCAGUGACUUAGAGGGGAUGUUUACAUGCUUUUUUUUUUUUUUUAAUAAAAGUGCAGGGAGUAUUUUUAUAAAGCCCUUUUGUACGGCUAAACCAGCCACGUCCAGUUGGUGUGUUUUAGUAUCUUAUGGGACGCGGAGUGGUGUGGAGGUGCAUGGAGAACACGCUUCAGUUGCAGAAGCGGUCCAUGCCGGGCUGCUGGGUCUUCGCUCUUCUGGCAUGAUUUUCAGCCACUGAAAUGUGGGGGUUGGCACCUGCACAUCUGCUCCAGGAGGGGACUGCUGAGACUUGUCCUAGGUGUCUUCAACUAGAACAUACCACCUGUGGUUGGUUCCUUGGGAAGCCCCAAAUCAUUUGACUUGUGACAUGACCGUUUCGAACACAAUGACUACUCGAGGACCGUGGAGGAGCAGGGUCAGGGAGCGUGUUUUUCAGGUACUGAAAACGGUACGAGCCAGGAGGACUCACCGUGAACACUUGAAUGGACUGAAAGCCAGCCAUGCCCUGAAGUAGGCUGCAUUUUCUUCCAGGGAUGUAUCUCUUCCCUGUUUUCUUCUGAACUGAGCCAAGAGUAUGAAUCAGAAAGUCUCGUGUGCACACACACCAGGAGUCCAGGAGGGGCUGCUGUUCCCAGAUCUUUUCCCAUUUCACACACGCCCCUGGCUUGUCCAGGGGUGGCCCCAAGAAAACUGCCCCGAGUUCACACCAUCAAAGGCAGAAAAAGUGUCUUCUAAAGAAGAAAUUUUUUAAAAGAGUAAUUUAAAGUUAUAGAGAAGUUUGGUAAAAGAAGAUACUUUGCCCUUUUCUGCACUCAUUUCACAGAGGUGUUAAUAUCCGUGGCUAUGACGGGCUGACUUUAAUUUUUCCAGUUUCAGAGCUGAUUAGAUCUGACUCUAUAUUAGUUGAACUAUCCUAUUGGAAAGCAAGGACCGUAAGACAGUUUUCUAUCUUUGUGAUGAAUGUGCUGUGGCUCCCUCUGGAGACUUCUAUUGGGUAAUAUUCUACAUGGGAGACUUCUAUUCUACGUGGGAGAAAGAAACACUGUAUUAAAUGUUGUGGAAAAUGAUGAUGAUGAUGAUAAAUUAUAUGCUACAAUAGUGUGUCCUCAAUCAAAUGACUUGGGAGGAGAGAAUUUGUUCAAAUUGAUGGUUAAAAAUUAGUUUCUUACUGAAUAAAAACUGUUCUAUAAAAGACGUAUUUCUGAACAGAAGAAUUGCUUUUUGUUUGUAUUAGUAGAGACUUGAUAUUCUGAAGUGUGUGUGUGUGUAUUUUAACAAAU
Messenger RNA from Molossus molossus (Pallas's mastiff bat), 2992 nucleotides. RefSeq names its product membrane bound O-acyltransferase domain containing 1 (gene MBOAT1). Gene Ontology annotation, molecular function: acyltransferase activity. NCBI's taxonomy places the organism in Eukaryota, Metazoa, Chordata, Mammalia, Chiroptera, Molossidae. The record is from RefSeq and is a predicted model, not a curated record. Gene Ontology annotation, biological process: lipid modification. Gene Ontology annotation, cellular component: membrane. The coding region runs from base 163 to 1641 and encodes 492 amino acids. The transcript has 13 exons.